AUGGUGAGAGGGAAAAUAGAGAUGAAAAGGAUAGAGAAUGCAAGCAGCAGACAGGUGACUUUCUCAAAGAGAAGAAAUGGGCUGCUGAAGAAGGCUUAUGAGCUCUCAGUUCUGUGUGAUGCUGAGGUUGCACUUAUUAUCUUCUCAUCCAGAGGCAAACUCUAUGAAUUUUCAAGCUCCAGGGUGAUUCACAAGACAAUAGAACGAUAUCAAGCGACUUUGAAGAGCCCGGCAAUUAGCGAAACAAUUAAUAUGGAAGAAGAUAUGCAGAAUUUGAAAGACGAGACUACCGAACUACAUAAAAGGAUUGAGCUCCUUGAAGUAUCUGAAAGAAUGCUCAUGGGAGAGUGUUUAGAUUCUUGUUCGAAGGACGAAUUAGAGCAGCUUGAACAACAAUUAGAACAAAGUUUGAUGAACAUCAGGACUCAAAAGAGCACAUUGUUGAAAGAGCAGAUUGAUCGCAUGAAGCAACAGGUAAAACACUACAAGAAAUUAAAUGCAGAACUAAAGAAAAAGGUGGAUGCCGAACAUGGUAUCAAUUUUAUUAAUUUUGUUUAACAAAUUUCUAAGCGUGCACGGGUUUGUGCAUUUCUCAAGAGAAUUAUUUAGAUAUUUAAUUCACUUUAUUCUUCUUUUUCAAUAAACUAGUGCAAAUGAAGCACAUAUAUGAGGAAAACUUGUGAAACCUUGUGUAAAUUGGUUCUCAACGACUUGGAACCAUUACAAGAUAAUUGUAAUAUUUUGUGGUAGCAGUAGAUAUUUGGAUAAUGAACAAGUUGAGCUGGAUAAAAUGCUUGUUAAUCAGACAAAUUCCGAUUAAGAAAACAGGUCUGUUAAUUAAUAA
Striga asiatica is the source of this 844-nucleotide messenger RNA. Lineage: Eukaryota; Viridiplantae; Streptophyta; Magnoliopsida; Lamiales; Orobanchaceae. The record is from the annotation of a GenBank genome assembly.